Engraulis encrasicolus (European anchovy) is the source of this 1101-nucleotide messenger RNA. Its product is annotated as kelch domain-containing protein 8B-like. NCBI's taxonomy places the organism in Eukaryota, Metazoa, Chordata, Actinopteri, Clupeiformes, Engraulidae. The transcript has 2 exons. Gene Ontology annotation, cellular component: midbody; cellularization cleavage furrow; intercellular bridge. Bases 676 to 1101 code for a protein of 141 amino acids. Gene Ontology annotation, molecular function: protein binding. Gene Ontology annotation, biological process: mitotic cytokinetic process; mitotic nuclear division; nuclear chromosome segregation. The record is from RefSeq and is a predicted model, not a curated record.
UACACAGACACGCAUAUUACGCACACAAACUGUUCGUUUGCAGAAGAUCAAGUGCAGGCAGGUUUGGAAGGAAGUACGUUCCAGACUGCUACCUAUGGUGGAUGUGGGCUGCAAGUGCACUGCAGUGAUGUGGUUUUAUUCGCCAGUAAAAGCUGAUUUGUAGAGAAAAGUUUAUUCAACAAAGAGCAACAAACUGAUUUCACCAGAUGGCUUUUAAAAAGGAAACAGAGAGACAAAAUGAAUAAAACAUCUGGAGUCAGAGAGGCAUCUAACUGACAUUCAAUUUCGACCUCAGGCCAUCCACCCACACAUCCACUCAGUUGCAUUGCACGCCUACAUGCACACACCUACACACACACACACAAACCAUACACACAAACUUCACACUGACUCUGAGCCCAAAGCACUGAAGAGUGACUGGAGUGUUUAGCAGAACUCCCCCCUGCAGUCACUCUGAUAACCUCCCUAGACCUCUCUUCCGCCGAUAUUUUAGGGCAUUUUGGGACAAUUUCAUCCCCUGCUGGUUUUUUAUUCCGCUUCCAUCUAUUCCUGUCCUCAUCAUCCGUUCUCUCCUACCACUAGCCCACCCUACCGUGUCCGCUGUGCCCCCAUUAGCGACGCCUGCUGCUGUGCUAUGCCCCAUCGCUGCUGCCACCACCACCCUGCCCAGGAGUCAUGCCCAUCCCCGAGAUGGCUCUGACCCCCGUCAAGUCUCUGCACUGGGAGGUGUUCCCGCCCAUGCCCACGCGCCGGGUCUACUGCACUCCGGUGCUCCACGACGGCCGGCUCUACGUGCUGGGUGGCUGCAGUGAGACCGGCCUGUCCCUGGACACCGCGGAGGUCCUGGAUCUGGAGAGCCUGUUCUGGAGCACGCUGCCCCCGCUGCCCACAGCCCGCGCUGGGGCCUCGGCCGUGGCCCUGGGGGGCCAGCUGGUGGUCAUGGGGGGCAUGGACGCUCAGCAGAGCCCCCUGGCGUCAGUGGAGGCGUACUGCAUCGACGAGGGGAGAUGGGAGAGGAAGGCCGGACUGGGGCAGCCGUCCAUGGGCAUCACAGCAGUGGAGAAAGAUGAAGGCUUCUGGUCUGGUCCCGUUCUGCUUUGA